UCCAGAUAGUAACAAGCCCAUUUACUAUAAUAUUAUUUUACUUGUAAAGAUGUGGGAUUUCAAGAAGAUAUGUUUUAUAUUUUCCAUUUGUAUUUUAAGUGUAGUUGCCGAUUUAAGAAUAGAUCCUCUCGUGAAUACAAAACUUGGACUAAUUCGGGGAUUGAGGGCUAGCGAUGGAGAUUAUUCAAUGUUUAUGGGUAUACCAUUUGCUAAAGUGAGGCAGGACAACCCCUUUGCUGAUGCUUUGCCACAAGAACCAUUUGAUGGUAUAUUUGAAGCUUACGAUGACUCCGCAAUUUGUCCUCAAAUUGAAGAAUUCGAGAAUACUGUAACGGGAACACUUGAUUGUCUGCAUUUAAAUAUUUAUGUUCCAAACUCGGCUAACUCACGAAAUCGCCUGCCAGUUUUAGUUUGGAUAUACGGAGGUGGAUUCAGUAUUGGUUUCUCUGGACGAUAUCUAUAUGGACCCAAAUUUAUUGUCAGACAUGAUGUCAUAUUGGUCACAAUAAACUACCGCCUUGGUCCAUAUGGUUUUAUGUGUUUAGAUCAUCCCGAAGUACCUGGAAAUCAAGGUUUAAAAGAUCAGUUGUUAGCACUUAGAUGGAUCAAAGAUAAUAUCGAAUCAUUUGGUGGGGAUACAAACAAAAUAACAAUUUUUGGUGAAAGUGCUGGUGGAAUGGCUGUUGAUUUCCAUAUCCACUCUUCUCAUGAAAGAGUAUUUAAUAAGGCUAUCAUACAUAGUGGAACUUCUCUUACACCAACGUUUCCGGAUCCAGUAAAAAAUGCUCCUUUAAUAUUAGCUGAAUAUCUUGGCCUAGAAACGAAUGAUAUUGAUGAUGCUAUAUCAUUUUUGGCCAAUUUUGAUACAAACUCUGUUAUCUUAGCAGCAUCAGCGCUAGAUCUAGUUUUUAAGCCAUGUGUUGAACAAGAAUAUGAAAAUGUUGACGGAUUUAUUACUCAGAAUUGGAUUAAUUUACCUAUUCCAAAAGUAAGAAAUUUACCACUUUUGAUUGGUUUUAACAGUCAAGAGGAAUUGUCUACAUAUGGAUUUGAAAGGGCACAAUUUUAUGAUAAUUUAAUAAGAGAAAAACUUGCAGUAGGUUUUGACGUAGACGACCCGGAAUUUGAUGGUAUGGAAAAAAUUGUGCGACACUUUUACUUAGGUGACGAGCCAAUCACUGAAAAUGUCAGAUGGGAAAUAAUUAAUUUUCAAUCUGAUUAUCGAUUUGGUCACCCCACCUUGAGAACAAUUAAUAAAUAUGUUGAGAAUGGAGCUGGUGACAUAUUCCAAUAUGUUUUUUCAUAUGUCGGUGAAAGAAAUUUUGCGAAAUAUUUAAAUAAUAUAACUAUUGGAGAAGCAGCUCAUGCUGAUGAACUCGGCUAUUUAUUUGACAUGUCAUUCUGGACAAAUGUGCCAAAUGCUCAAGAUCAACUUGUAGUAGAUAGAAUGACUACCAUGUGGACUAAUUUUGUGAAGUACAGUGACCCAACCCCGGAAAUCACUGAACUCCUGACAACAAAAUGGACGCCAAUCACACAAGGUUCGUCACAUCACUACUUGGAAAUCAACUCGGAGUUGAGUGCUAAAACAAGACCGUACACCGACAGAAUGACCUUCUGGGACUUGUUCUACAAAGCGAAUUAUAAUCUGCAAAGAAUCUAUCCUGGUAAUAAUGUUGUGUAGAUAAGAUAAAAAUGUGUACCAUAAAUGACCGGUUAUGUGUAAUAAAGUAUUUAUUGUAAA
Molecule: messenger RNA, 1744 nt
Organism: Amyelois transitella
Lineage: Eukaryota; Metazoa; Arthropoda; Insecta; Lepidoptera; Pyralidae
Product: juvenile hormone esterase
Exons: 3
Coding region: 50-1684 (544 amino acids)
Source: RefSeq, a predicted model, not a curated record